Ricinus communis (castor bean) is the source of this 2125-nucleotide messenger RNA. Its product is annotated as probable protein phosphatase 2C 38. Bases 707 to 1825 code for a protein of 372 amino acids. NCBI's taxonomy places the organism in Eukaryota, Viridiplantae, Streptophyta, Magnoliopsida, Malpighiales, Euphorbiaceae. Gene Ontology annotation, biological process: protein dephosphorylation. The record is from RefSeq and is a predicted model, not a curated record. Gene Ontology annotation, molecular function: protein serine/threonine phosphatase activity; cation binding. The transcript is spliced from 4 exons.
GUUAUGAAACAUGUAUGUAACCACAAACAAAAUCAAACUGGGGAAAUAGCAAAAAUAAGAUGAGCAAAAGUUGCCUAAAACUUUGGGUUAUUUGCUUAAAACUUUAAUGUAAGCCAUAUAUAGAAUUGGAAACUCUACAAACUCCACUAACCCACAAAAGACAAAAACAACAAGAAAACAACAAUGUCAGUCAUUGUUAAUUUAAACUGUUCUCAUUUUCCCAUGCUUGGAUCUCAUCUGACUACAAAACUGAAGAUCUUCUGUCAAAAAACUCCAAACUCCCCUCUUAUCCAUUGCUCCCUUCAAUCUCUUUGAUCUCAGACCAGACUCUGUCAAUACCAAAUCCAUGUGUUAUUUUACAGCUCAGUCUGUUUCUUGAGAUAUGGCACACAUGAAAGGACCAAACGUACUCUCUACCCAGAUUCAAGGUACAUCCCUCCAGCACCCCUUCCUGUUCUCUGAACUCGCUUAAUAACUAUUGCUUUCUUGUCUCCAUUACACCACUUUUCACUUCAUUUUGCCCAUACUCUUUUGGUCUCUUUGCUACUUAUUGAUGGUGUCUGGUGGAUAUAUAGCUUCAAGAAUUGUGAUUGUGGGAUCGCCGCAUAAGCAGAGUUUGAGAUUGAACUGUUUCUUUUGGAUAAUAUAAAUAAUACAGCUUGUAUGCCAAUCUCGUAAUUGUUCUUCAAGUGUCAUUUUCUUGAAAAUGGUUAAACCUUGUUGGAGACCUCGUGUUGAUGGUGACACUAAUGGGAAGGUUGAUGGAUUAUUGUGGUAUAAGGACUUGGGGCAGCAUCUUCAUGGAGAGUUCUCAAUGGCUGUGAUUCAAGCCAACAGUUUAUUAGAGGACCAAAGCCAACUUGAAUCAGGGCCUCUGAGCUCUACUAGUUCAGAUCCUCAAGGGACUUUUAUUGGGGUUUAUGAUGGACAUGCAGGAACUGAGGCUUCAAAGUUUAUCAGUCGCAAUCUUUUCCCCAAUUUCAAGGCAAUUGUGUCUGAGCAUGAAGACGUAUCAGAAAAUGUUAUAAAGAAGGCUUAUUCAGCAACGGAGGAGGAUUUUCUUUGUCUUGUGAAAACACAGUGGCUCAAUAAGCCUCAAAUGGCAUCAGUAGGAUCCUGUUGCUUAGUAGGUGUUAUAUGCAAUGGACUGUUGUAUGUUGCGAAUGCUGGAGACUCCCGAGCAGUGUUAGGGAGAGCAGAAAGAGGAAGCAGAGGAGUUACAGCCAUACAGUUGUCUAACGAGCACAACGCAAAUAUAGAAUUUGUGAGAAAUGAACUUCGGGCUUUACAUCCUGAAGAUUCUCAGAUUGUUGUCUUGAAGCACAAAGUUUGGCGUGUGAAAGGCAUCAUACAGGUUUCAAGAUCCAUCGGGGAUGCCUAUCUUAAGAAGACACAGUUCAACACAGAGCCUCUACAGUCCAAGUAUAGGCUGCCUGAACCCUUUCACAAGCCCAUCCUCAGUUCAGAACCAUCAGUCUUAGUGCAUAAACUCCAACCAGAAGAUCAGUUCCUCAUAUUUGCUUCUGAUGGUUUAUGGGAGCAUCUCAGCAACCAGGAGGCUGUUGAAAUCGUGCAAAAUUGCCCUCGCAACGGAAUCGCCAGGAGACUCGUUAAAGCUGCACUUAUGGAAGCAGCAAGAAAACGAGAAAUGAGGUAUACAGAUUUGCAAAAAAUUGAUCCAGGGGUGAGAAGACAUUUUCAUGAUGAUAUCACGGUUGUGGUGGUGUUCAUAGAUUCUCAUUUAAUCAGAAGAAGGCCGUUGAACAGUUUUCCAUUUUCAAUUCGAGGAGGAGGAGGAAUGGUCCUCUCCCCAGCUAACUCAUAGACAUAGUCUGCAAGAUUCAGUGCAUCUUAUAUCAGUACCUAUCUAUGGUUUUCUGUUAGAAGUUAGUGAUGCUUAUUAUUACAAUUGGAGGAUCUGUUAGUUCUCCUAAAACAAAAAAAAAAAAGGAUAGUGUUUGGAACUCGGAAUGUUCCCUAAGGACAUGCCUUACAUGAAUGCCUUGGCUGGCGUAAACAGAGAUAAAGAGCAUUGAAUGGAACCAAAUCUAGAUUAACAUAACUGUAUAGAUAUGAUAUGAACCUUUCUUCAUCGCUCUAAAUGUAUGAUCCACCAUUGCUAAAA